AUGUCUCAUCCCCCAAUCACACUUCUACCCAUCGCCGGCCGACCCAAGAAUCAGAGCAUGCCCACUCCGACCUUCUUCUUUAACCCCGCACCACACUCCAUCAGCAAACCGAAAUACAAAACCAUUCCAACUGACCGCAGCAAUCCCACUUUCAACCUCCUCCCUCCCCACCACUCUGGGCAAAACGAGCGCGUCCACGCACACGCUGAGCCCGCUGGUGCACUCGCCUACGUCGCUGAAGGCUACUACGCAGACUAG
Parastagonospora nodorum SN15 is the source of this 258-nucleotide messenger RNA. RefSeq lists its product as hypothetical. The transcript is spliced from 2 exons. NCBI's taxonomy places the organism in Eukaryota, Fungi, Ascomycota, Dothideomycetes, Pleosporales, Phaeosphaeriaceae. Bases 1 to 258 code for a protein of 85 amino acids. The record is from RefSeq and is a predicted model, not a curated record.